Molecule: messenger RNA, 213 nt
Organism: Emiliania huxleyi CCMP1516
Lineage: Eukaryota; Haptophyta; Isochrysidales; Noelaerhabdaceae
Exons: 3
Coding region: 1-213 (70 amino acids)
Source: RefSeq, a predicted model, not a curated record
AUGCACUGGGCGAGCACGCACCGCGGCGUCGCCUCCCGCUUCCGCCUGAUCGAGUCGCACUGGACCUUCUUUGUCGGGUACGGAGGCGUGCUCGCCGCCCUGUCGGCCGGGCUUCGCUUCUGGGACCUCUUUGUGCUGCGCGCGGCGUGCUUCGGCGUCAUCAACUCGGCGCUGCAGCUCGCGGAGCUGCGCAUGCGGCCCUCCCGCAGCUAG